UGAAAGGUCUCUGAGACUGUCGUCCAUUUUUCUGUGGCAUAGGUAAGAAACCGUUUUAAGUCUAGAUACAGUACUUCCUUGCUGUCAGACUGACUUCAGCAAGCUGUGAGAUAUGGACAUUUGUCACCCUUGUUCACGACAGCAAGUCGAGAGCAACAUUGGCAUAUCCGUUGCGAGCAGAUGACAAUCUCUGAUUCACCGUGGGCCAAAAACUGACAGCAUGUCAUCACCAGACACGAAGAAGGAGCAUCUGAACUUUGAGAAUCGGCAAAUGAAGGUCUGUGUGGCGACAUGUAACCGAGCCGACUACUCCAAGCUCGCGCCGAUCAUGUUCUGCCUGCGAGAUGACCCGCUGAUGGAGCUGCGCGUGGUGGUGAUGGGCACUCAUCUCAUCGACGAUUAUGGCUCAACCUACCGCAUGAUUCAGCAGGAUGGGUUUGAGGUGGACGGAUACCUGCACACCAUUGUCAGGGGCGAGGAUGAGGCGGCCAUGGCAGAGUCUGUCGGACUAGCACUCGUCAAGCUACCAGACGUGCUGGUGAGACUAAAACCCGACCUCCUGAUCGUUCACGGUGAUCGUUUCGACGCCUUGUCGUUGGCAACGUGCGCGGCACUCAUGAAUAUACGAAUCCUUCACAUCGAGGGCGGUGAGGUAAGCGGGACCAUCGAUGACUCCAUCCGCCACUCCAUCAGCAAACUAGCGCACUACCACGCUUGCUGCACCGACCGCGCGCGCCGCCGCCUCCUCUCCAUGUGCGAGGACAACGACCGCAUCCUGCUGUCCGGCUGUCCGACCUACGACAAACUCUUGUCCUGCAACGUGAGGAACCACGACAACGUGCUGGCCAGGUGGGCACAGGGAGCCAAACCGAAGGACUACAUCGUCGCCUUGCAACACCCUGUAACGACGAACAUCAAAGAUUCCCUGAAAAUGUUCGAGUUAAUGCUAGAUGCAGUGCUGGACUUUGGGGUCGUAACGGUGGUGUUAUUCCCCAAUAUUGAUGCAGGGAGCAAGGAGAUGACGCGUACGAUCCGUCAACGAGGCCUUGAACACAAUAAGAACUUCAGUCUUUGCAAGCAUAUUCCGUACGACCAGUUCAUCAUCCUUAUGGCCAACGCGGGCUGUCUGAUCGGGAACAGCAGCGCGGGGAUUCGGGAGGCUGGAGCCUUCGGUACUCCCGUCAUCAAUCUGGGCAAGAGGCAGAUCGGCAGGGAGGCAGGUGCAAAUGUAUUACAUGUGAAGGAUGCAGACACCAAGAGCAAGAUCUUACACGCGAUCAACCUACAGUACAAGAAGCAGUUUCCACGCUCACACAUCUAUGGAGAUGGCCAUGCUUGUCAGCGCAUCAUGAAGUUCAUCCAUACGAUCAAGAACGACUUGGACAAGCCCAUCCAGAAGGCCUUCAUCUUCCCUCCCAUGAGAGACACUGUGUCCCUGGACAUCGACCACAUCCUGGAGAUCCAGAGCGCCCUGGCCGUGGACCUAGGAGGCACCAACCUCAGGGUCGCCAUUGUCGGUCAACAGGGUGAGAUCCUCCACAAGAUGACGGAGCCAACACCGGGCACGAAUGAGGAGCGUAUGGACGUAUUGAUGCGAUUGCUGGUGGAAUCUACAUCAAAAGCAGUGGAACUUAAUUGUCGAAUACUUGGCAUAGGUAUCAGUACUGGUGGAAGAGUCAAUCCUUAUGAUGGGGUGGUGCUGCACUCCACCGAGAUCCUGGAGGGAUGGAACUCCAUCGACCUGCGCACCCCCAUCUCCAGCAAGUUGCACCUUCCAGUGUGGGUGGACAAUGAUGGAAACUGUGCUGCACUGGGAGAGAAGAAGUUUGGAAAGGGGCUAGGAUCGGAGGACUUUAUUACUUUGAUUGUCGGCACUGGAAUUGGAGGAGGGAUUUUCCUGAACAAUGAGCUGGUCCACGGUGCUAACUUCUGUGCAGCAGAGUUGGGACACAUCAGUGUGUGCAUGGACGGCCCAGAUUGCACGUGUGGGAGCUCCGGCUGCGUGGAGAGUUACGCCUCCGGGCUGGCUCUUCAGAGGGAAGCCAAAAAACUGCAUGACGCUGAUGAGCUGCUUGUUCCUGGUGUGCACCUGACAGAUGGUGAGGAGUUGACAGCCAAACAUCUCAUCCAGGCUGCACAACUCGGCAACAAGAAGGCAGAGAAGGUUGUGGAAAGAGCAUGCGAGGCCCUGGGUUCAGCUAUCUGUACACUGCUGCACACAGUAAACCCCUCCCACAUCAUCCUGUGUGGACACCUGGCGCCACACUAUGUGGACGGGGUCCGUGAGGUCAUACAGCGGAGGGCUCUUCCGUCUGCUGCCAACAACAUACAGGUCAUGGUGUCAGACCUGGAAGAACCAGCCUUGCUUGGAGCAGCCAGUAUUGUGCUAGAGUUUGCCACCAGAAGGAUAUAUUAGCAUUAUGUCUUCCUUUUGUGUCUCUCUUUAGUAUUCUCCAAGCAGAGAUUGGGUCGCAGAGAUAGGAUUUUUACAGGAUCACUUGAGGAUUAUAAAAUUCCUCACGACUAUCACCGCAACCCAACCUCUGCUUGGAGAAUAUCUCUUUUGCAAGUGGAUUAUACAUGUCAUACGUUGAAUUCUCCUUUCAACGUGUGGGAUACUAGUAAUGACUUUAAUGAUUUCUUUGUAAGAGCAAUGGGUAUCUCUGAUGUGGUCCCUACUUUUAGAUUCAAAUAUAUAUUUAAUCUUAUCAUUCGUUAAAACGUAAAAGUUACGAUCAUCAAUGUAUUUGUGUUGAUUUAUCCUUAAGCUCAGCUAAAGCUUAGAUUCACUUUGUACAAUCACAAAAUUGUUAGGAAAACAUAGGAUUUAAACAUGGAAAAUUGAAAUGAGACGUUAAAAUGAACUGCUGAUCCUUAGAAGUUAUCUAUCUUCUGUGUCAAGUGACUUUUGAAAUACAUCUAGUUUGCUGCUUAUUAAUGAGUAUACAGAUAUCUAAUCAUUUAUCCGGUAGACUUCAUAUCUUAAUAACUAAGUUCAGAUCUUGACAAAAAAAGAUUUAAAACAAUGCAAUUGUUUCAAUUUUUGAUUAUUCCAUGGCAAUUUGAACCUUUCAACAGAAAAUUGAACCGUAGUGUUUUUGUUGUUUUAUCUGGUGUGUUUUUGUAUGUUUAGGACCUUACUUGAAAAAGUUGUAAAGAUGUUUUUAAUUUGUGACAAAUGCCAGUUUCUGGAUUUAAUAUACCAAUUAUAGUUAACAUACUUUCUAUAGUUAACUUUAAUCGGUGAAAUGUGUACUAUCGAAAUAUUAUAUUUGACAACCAUUAAGGCUUACUGUAGCUUUAUUGGUGGCUUUUAUUAUGUUUAAAGCUUUUAUUCCAUUUACAAUAUGGUUUAGAAACUGCCAAAAGUAUUUUAAGUGUUGUCCUUAGUUGCAUGUGUUGCCCUUUGUUGCAUGUGUAUAGCUUUCAACAGUUGUGCAAUAUCAUAGAGAAUUUUACAGUGCAAGAGAAUCUCUACUAUAAUUAAAGAAGCAAAAAAAGAAGCAAAUGUGUAUUUUUUCGUGUAUGUGUUUAAAAGGAUGUCAGUCUCAGUGGUGUUUCAUUCACAGACAGGAACACCUAUCCUCCAUUGCAGCCUUCCAGCGUGUCUCAGAGGUGGCGGCAGCAAAUUUCGUAUGGGGGGGGGGGGGGUGGGGCGAACUUUUUCUGACCCAACUUUCAGCACCUGUCGAACUUUCAGCACCAGCUACCCUUUUUUGUCAAAUAAAGAGAUGUUUGAGGGCGAUGACCCACGCCUCCUCAAAUUAUCAUGUCGUUUUGAUGAGCGCCGCGGGAGGCGCAAGCCAUCGCUUGGGAGGACCAGAGAAAAGUUUGAAAUCUUGACCGACUUGACUGUCUGAAACGUCAUUUCCUGCAUUUUUGGGCGACAUUCUGCUCGUAAACUAAGCUAAGUACAAUCAUUAGUAAAUUUUGUAUUAGUUUAAAAGGUUUUUGAGAGUGACGCUCCCACAACCUAUUGUCCCGCGCCAAAAACUGUAGCCAUCACAAGGGAGGUCUGGCAAAAUUUUUACAUCGGGAGUGUCUGAAACGCCAUUUGUUGCAUUUUCAGGGGUAAAUUUUUCCGAUAGACUAAAUUGAUUGAAUGAAAUUUCCAUCAUCAAAAAAAUACAAAAGGUUUCAGUUUUUUUUGGGGGGGGCCAUGCCCCCCAACAUAUUUUGCCCCCCCCUGUGCCGCCGCCACUGUGGCUGACUUUUAUUUGGGAGGGAGAUUUAUUCACGAUAUUAAACGUUGGCUAGCUUCUCUUAUGCCAGGAAAGUUUGCCGAGGAAGGGAGCUGGCCUUGGAAAGCCCCAACUACUAGUAACUACUUUCCACUGCAAACUAUCUUACUCUGCAAACUUCCUUUGAGAACCAAAAAUCAAGCCAACGUUGAAAAUCACGAACCAGCACUAAACCCCCCCCAUGAAAAUGAGCCCCGCUGGAAGGCUGCAACGGAGGCUAGAAACACCAUUGUUCUCCUGCUGUCAGAUUGGUAGCAAUACCCUGGUUCCUUAUCUAAUAAGAGGUAAACCUUUGAUCCAGACUACCUUCAAUUAAACGU
Branchiostoma floridae (Florida lancelet) is the source of this 4561-nucleotide messenger RNA. Its product is annotated as bifunctional UDP-N-acetylglucosamine 2-epimerase/N-acetylmannosamine kinase-like. NCBI's taxonomy places the organism in Eukaryota, Metazoa, Chordata, Leptocardii, Amphioxiformes, Branchiostomatidae. The transcript is spliced from 11 exons. Bases 221 to 2416 code for a protein of 731 amino acids. Gene Ontology annotation, molecular function: UDP-N-acetylglucosamine 2-epimerase activity; hydrolase activity, hydrolyzing O-glycosyl compounds; N-acylmannosamine kinase activity. The record is from RefSeq and is a predicted model, not a curated record. Gene Ontology annotation, biological process: UDP-N-acetylglucosamine metabolic process.